Messenger RNA from Prorocentrum cordatum, 2247 nucleotides. The record is from the annotation of a GenBank genome assembly. Lineage: Eukaryota; Dinophyceae; Prorocentrales; Prorocentraceae.
AUGCGCGGCGCGCCCGCUCGCCAGGAGCAGGACGGUGCCAGGCUCGCGCCGGCGCCGGCUCGGAGACGAAUCAGAAGCAAGAGCACGGCGGACGACGUCGGCGAGGGCUGGGUUUGCCUCGCGGCCGAGCAGCGCCAGCCCCACGAGCUCGCGGACGUGGGCUCGGCGGAUGCACCUGAAUCCCCGAGCGGCGACGAGGGCGAAACAGCAGUGCGCGCAGAGUUGUUCGAGUGCCUGGAAAAGGAAGUCAAGAGUUACGCUGCGGGGGUGACGCUCCUGCGCCCCAAGCGGGACAGCGAGGGCGUCAAACUGAAAUUUGCUUGCGGCCUGUGCCCGUUCCGAUCGUUCACGACGCAGGCGCUCUUGGCCGCGCACGUCUCCAAGUACCACCUCAGAAAGACGCGCUUCGUGGCCUCGGGCACGAAGCAGUUCAAUGUCGUGUGCGCGUUGUUCGACAACGACCGGCUCCUGCGAGCCCCAACAGGGAACCUGCUGAAGCGAUCUGCGACGAUCCUGCGGGAGACAGUAUCUCCUGCUGUUCAUCGCGGACAGAACGCCAUUGACAAGGACAUCGUCCUGGUCCUCGACGACGACGGGCCGUCGCAUCAAAACAAGGCAGCAGUCGGGCAAAAUCUCGCGUGCAGACGAGUGGGGUACACAUACUAUACCCGUGGCUUCGCCGAUAUCCUGUUGCAGGAGUCCUUGCGCCAUCAUGGGCGCGUUCGCCCGACGAUGCUGCGGACGUGCGCUCGCGUCGUGGAGCAGGGCUCCGAGCUGAGCAGCAUGUUGCCGACGCGCGUUGAUCACUGGCUGAAGCUUAUGGAAGACGCGUUCAACAGCGCGCACGUAGAGAGGCGCAGCACUGCGUUGAUGGAAGAAUGCCACCGGCAUGAGGAAUUCCUCCACGUCUCCAUGGACGCCACUAUCCGAAUUCUGCGCAGGGUCAAGGGCCAGGCGGAUUAUCGGUCCGCACAAGCAGUGCGCGACGCUGCACCCGUGCCGGACGUGGACGCCAAGCGCCGCGUCCUGACUCUCGCGGGCAGGACGACUCCUUCAGCUAUCGGGUUCUACUCUGGCGACGAGGGCGCUGAUGAAAUAGCUGAGUCCAUUGCAGCUCGUUGGUCGGCGGCGUGCAGAUUGCAGACGGCGUCCGUCGCCAGUGACCAGCCGAGCAGCGCGCUAUUCCGCGCCUUGCGAGAUUCAUGUUUUCCUGGACUAUCAGUCUUGAGUCUCGACCCAGUUCAUCUGCCCAUCACGUACGAGGAGACGCACUGGAGAAAAAAGACGGUGGGAUCGCGACUAUUGCGGAUUCUAAUGGUCAAGUUUACGAAGGUGGAUUGCACGCUACCCGCGCAAUACUGGGGGGCGCCGUUCGACGGGACGAACGCCCCAGCUCUGCGGCCAAUAGAAGAGCGCGCGCGAGCACAGAUACUCGAUCAUUCAUUCGCGAAGUCGCGAGCUCAACAUGUGAUCGACCACGUGAACGCCGAGCUGCCAUGGAAAACAACGCAUGAGUUCAUCGAGUCUAUCGCCGCGCUGAGCGCGUUGGUUCCAGAAGAGCUUGCUCGCCGCACCCACGUGAACAACGUUCAACUCAAGAGGUUGCUUUACAAUGCGACCGCCCCUGCUCGCAUGCAAUGGUUCUUCAAUAAUCAGCGAUUCAGGCAUUCCUUGCCGGCGGCGCGCUUGCCUUUGUUGGGGUCUGGCACGUCCGUCAACGAAUCCUUCAACCACGAGAUCAACACGUGGUUUCGCAACCAGGGGGACAUCUACGCUUCGACGGCGGAGCUUCAACUUAGGAUUGGGUUUCUGGGGAAGCUGCAAGCCCACAGUUGCGCGCUGUAUUCCCCGACGCUGCGGCAGCUGCGACAGGCCAACGUGCUAUCGCGAAGCAUUAUGGCCUGGGCUUUUCCCCGAGAUGACUGGAAGAGUUACUGCGCGCUCCAGGCGCAGUGCGGCACCGACGUCCUGGCGCCUGCGCGACUUCCGCUCCGCGAAGCCCGACAAAGAGUCGCGCGGCUGAUUGCCGAGCGCGCCGCGCGCGUUCGGGGGAAGCCAGCGGCGCGCGAGGCCGCGCCUGCCGGGCAGCGCGGUGCUCAGAAGAAGCCCGCUGCAAGGGCGCUCUUGGACAGUCUGCGCGAUCGUAGAGAGCCUAGGAUCAAGAGAACAGCUUUCACUUUGAAGCGCAAGCCUGCGUCGCGCGGGGCCCCUGGCCAGGCUCCCGCCGCGCGCACUUGCCAGCGGUGA